This is a messenger RNA of Grosmannia clavigera kw1407, 339 nucleotides long. Its product is annotated as 40S ribosomal protein. Lineage: Eukaryota; Fungi; Ascomycota; Sordariomycetes; Ophiostomatales; Ophiostomataceae. The transcript is spliced from 2 exons. Gene Ontology annotation, biological process: translation. The record is from RefSeq and is a predicted model, not a curated record. Gene Ontology annotation, cellular component: cytosolic small ribosomal subunit; ribosome. Bases 1 to 339 code for a protein of 112 amino acids. Gene Ontology annotation, molecular function: zinc ion binding; RNA binding; structural constituent of ribosome.
AUGUCUCACGAAUCCGUCUGGAACUCGCGCCCAAAGAAGUACGGCAAGGGCGCCCGGUCUUGCCGUGUCUGCGCUCACCGCGCCGGUCUGAUCCGCAAGUACGGUCUCGACAUCUGCCGUCAGUGCUUCCGGGAGAAGGCUGCCGACAUUGGCUUCGUCAAGGUAAGGACAGCAAGCCGAGGAAGUGACAAGAGAUGGAAACAACGAUGCACGUGUACUGAUGGUUCGGACAGCACCGGUAAAUGCAACAAAAUCGAAAGCAACCAAAAACCCCGCGCACGCCCUUCUUUACCUAGGCGAUCCCGAAAACGAGCAAUGGCGAAGGGGGAGUUUUUAUAG